AUGCUUGAGCUCAGCAUCAUCCGACCGUCCGACUGUUGUCGGGCAUCACCUCUCCAUCUUGUCCCAAAGAAGAGCGGCGAUUGGCGACCGUGUGAUGACUAUCGUGCGCUGAACUCAGUAACUAUACCUGAUCAGUAUCCUAUCCCGCACAUCCAGGAUUUUACGCUCUCACUUCAUGGCAAGCGUGUAUUCUCUAAAAUUGAUCUUGUUCGCGCUUAUUACCAGAUCCCAAUCGAGGCCAGUGACGUACCGAAAACGGCGGUUACCACUCCCUUUGGUUUAUUCGAAUUCACUCGUAUGUCCUUUGGUCUGAGGAAUGCCACUCAAACUUUUCAACGGUUCAUUGAUCAAGUGUUGCGUGGUCUCGACUUCGUCUACGCUUACAUCGACGAUUUAUUGGUGGCGAGUUCUGACUCCACAGAGCAUGAGGCUCAUCUCCGACAACUGGUCGAGCGCCUCGACUCCUACGGCGUUAUAAUCAAUGCCGCCAAAUGUGAGUCCGGAGUCCCCAGUUAAACUUUCUUGGGUCAUGUAGUAGAUUCUGAGGGAAUCAAGCCUGUCCCUGUAGUGCCCAGUGGUGCCGCACUUGGCGCCUUUCUCUUUCUUGGCAUAAGUGCUCAGUCAUGGUGGUUGGCGACGACCGCCAACCUCAACUAAGUAUUGAAGGUCACGCUAUAAAUGUGCCAGGGGAUAUAAAGGAUUUGGACGUUUCAUACUCCAAGAAUCUCAAUCUCUCGGAGCACUGUGCCUUGAUAGUCUCCAAAGCACGUAGAACGACCGGGUUUAUCCUCCGAAAUUUUAAAACUAGGGACAUUAGAAUGCGCCUUUUCAACAUGUACGUUAGACCUGGUCUGGAAUAUUGUUCGUUUUCACUUAGCCUCAUGCGUGCUACUGAGCGGAAGAAAAUAGAAUCCGUUCAACACUUUUUUUACCAAGAGAAUUUUAACCCCGAAACACCGACAUUUGUCAUACCAAGAACGUUGCCGGCUUACAGGCCUCGAUCGUUUAUGGUUCCGUAGAUUACAAAAGGGACUAUUUUUGCUAUUUAAACUCUUAUAUAAUCACACAUUUAACCCACUCACCUCUUUAAGACAUCAUAUCCACCCACGACGUAACAGUCACCGUGAGGUCUUUUUAUUUCUGCCUCUGGCACGUACUGUUAAAUAUCGUCGGUUCUUUUCUGUAAAUGUAAUUGCUAUUUGGAAUAAACUACCCAUGAGUGUGAAAACUCUGCAAAAUUAUCCUUUAUUUAAGAGAACUAUUACUCGAUUUUUGCAUUCAGAAAAGCUCCCACAAAUUUUGGGUGCCGAAAACUCUGAUCGACUGUACCGUAGCGAUGGCGUUUGUGGUCUCUGAGCACUAUGGCCGGUCUCACCAGCUGUUCCUCAACGCCUCUACUUUGGCUAUCCCCAGCUUCAUGAAAGGAAUUUGACGUCCGAUAAUCUCCGAUACCGUGCAACCUCCCCCCUUCUUGACGGUCGAUAUUCUACCACCGCCGGCAGUUUUUUCUCCUGAGCCCUCCAAACCAUAAAAACCACCAUCAACUAUAUUUUUAUCCCUUUAGCUCAGGAGUUUUUUUCACUGCCGGUCGGAUUUAUGUUUAGUCGCUUCCCUUGACAAUGCCUGUAAACUGGCAUUAAAUAAAAAAAAUUUAAAAAUUUAAUUUAAUUUAUUUAAAGUUUCGGUCGUAUCAGAUUUCCCAGUCCCGAAAACCAUCAAUCAACUGCGCCGUUUCUUGGGGAUGGUGAACUUCUACCGCCGCUUUCUCCCUCAUGCCGUCGCCAUUCUGCAGCCUCUCAACAAUCUGCUGAUCCAAUCCAAAAAGACGUUGCUUAUGACUGAUGAGGCCGUCAACUCCUUCAAUGAGGUCAAGAACUCUCCUGCUAAUGCAACUCUACUUGCUCAUCCUCGGCCAGAUGCCCCCUAACUCUCAUGACCGAUGCUUCCCGCACUGCCGUUGGCGCAUCCCUCCACCAAACUGUAAAUGGUGUCCUUCAACCCCUGACUUUCUUUUCAAAGGAGCUCAGCCCAGCAGAGACCCGCUACAGUGUUUUUGGAUGAGAACUCUUCGCCGUCUAUCUAGCCAUUCGGCAUUUUCGACACUUUCUCGAUGGUCGCGAAUUCGUCGUACUUACAGACCACAAGCCUCUCGUUGGUGCUCUAAGGGCUUCUCCCGAUCGAUACUCACCCCGUGAGAUUCGUCAUCUCGACUUCAUCUCACAGUUUUCCUGCGAUAUUCAACAUGUCCACGGUAAGAAAAACGUGGUUGAUGAUGCUCAUUCCAGAAUUCAGGUGAACUCCGUCACGUCACAUGCCAUCGAUUUCACGCUCAUGGCUGACGCUCAACGCACCGAUGAUGAUCUCUCUCACUAUCGCCAUACGGACUCUUCUCUUAUUCUCCGAGAUGUCCCCCUUCCCACUCAAGCUGUCACCAUCACUUGUGACAUUUCUACUGGCCACGACCGUCCCUUUGUCCCUGCCACUAUGCGCCGACAAGUCUUCGAUACCCUUCACGGCCUAUCCCACCCUGGAGUCCGGGCGACAGUGAAACUUAUCACUGACCGAUUCGUCUGGCCCCACAUCAACCGGGAUGUCCGGCGUUGGGUCCGGUCCUGUUUACCCUGUCAGCGCGCCAAAAUUCAUCGUCAUACUGUUACCUCGCCAGGUACAUUCACCACUCCUGAUGCCCGUUUCAGCCACGUCAACAUUGACUUGGUAGGACCUCUCCCACCAUCCAACGGUUCUACCUAUCUCCUGACUUGCACUGACCGUUUCACUCGGUGGCUGGUUGCCGUACCCAUCCCGGAUACCUGUGCUGAAACCGUGGAAAAAGCUUUUCUGUUGCACUGGGUGUCUAAUUUUGGAGUUCCUGCGACCGUCACUACUGACCAUGGAUCCCAAUUCGAGUCCACGUUGUUUCGCGAACUCACUUCUCUCCUCGGCACUGAACGACUACGAAGACAGCAUACCAUCCUCAAGCAAAUGGCCUCGUCGAACGUUUCCAUCGACAGCUCAAAACUGUCCUCAUGGCUCAAUCCGAUCCUUCUCGAUGGACAGAUAAUCUUCCCUUGGUGA
Spirometra erinaceieuropaei is the source of this 3075-nucleotide messenger RNA. NCBI's taxonomy places the organism in Eukaryota, Metazoa, Platyhelminthes, Cestoda, Diphyllobothriidea, Diphyllobothriidae. The record is from the annotation of a GenBank genome assembly.